AUGCGAGUCACACUAUUUAUCCUCUCUAGCAUCUCUGCUAUAACCAAGAUCGCCGCUUCAACAGCACUCCCGAUACCAGUUUCUGAGGAAGUACCUCCAAUUAUCAACCCAAUCGUCGACCCAAUUGUCGAAUCAAUUAUUGAACCAGCCGUCGAGCCGGUUGCUGAGCCAGUCGUCGAGUCAAUCGUCGAACCAGCUAUUGAACAAGAUGUUGAGCCAGUUGUCAACGCAGCAGUCGACCCUAUCAUUGAAUCAAUCAUCGAGCCAAUUAUCGAUCCGGUUGUCGAACUAGCUAUUGAACCAGCUGUCGAAACAGUUAUUGAACAAGUCGUCGAACCAGCCGUCGAACCAAUUAUCCAACCAGUUGUCGAACCAAUUGUUGAGCCGAUUAUUGAACCAGCCGUCGAGCCAAUUGUCGAUCCAAUUAUUCAGCCAGGUAUUGAGCCGGCUGUUGAACCAGUCAUUGAACCGGUUAUUGAACUAGUUUCCGACCCUAUCGGCGACCCUAUUAUUGACUCUAUUGUCGAGCCAGUUAUCGAGCCAAUUAUUGAACCAGUUGCCGAACUGGCUGUUGAACCUGUCUUCGAAACAAUUGUUGAACCUAUCGACCCGAUUGUCGACCAGAUUCCCGUCCCAGAAACUCCCUCCCGCAUCUCUACUGGGGUGAUCCCAGAGGACCUCAAGAAUGCCAUGCAAGGGAUACAGAGUCUAGCGUCCGACUUAAUACUGCAAGCGUCCAACAUCGGAGGCGACGGUGUGAAGGUCCAGGUUAUUGGAAACACAUUCUUGCACUGCCAAGACAUGGUUGAUAGGAUUCAAGAAAUAUCCAGCAAGAUCAGUCGUCCUCCCACGAUACUUUUCGGCUGGGAAGAUCAGGGGGCAAUUUGUUCGGCCUUUGACACGUUCGGCAUCAACCAAACCAAGCUCGUUACUGUGCUGUCCAUGGAACCCCAGAGCAUAGUAAGGGACGGCUUUGGCGACCGCUUUCAAGAAUGCUUCGACCUGCUUCGACCAGUGUUGAGUCUCUUCAUUAAGCAGCUCAUAAUAUAUACACCUACGUGUGAAGCUGAAAUGCUGAGAAGGAUAGACCAACUGGAUGUGGCAUUUAGCAAUGCCAAGAUGAGGAUCGAGGAUGCUCGGCAGAGCUAA
Messenger RNA from Fusarium venenatum, 1149 nucleotides. RefSeq lists its product as uncharacterized. Lineage: Eukaryota; Fungi; Ascomycota; Sordariomycetes; Hypocreales; Nectriaceae. The record is from RefSeq and is a predicted model, not a curated record.